Molecule: messenger RNA, 1386 nt
Organism: Jaculus jaculus (lesser Egyptian jerboa)
Lineage: Eukaryota; Metazoa; Chordata; Mammalia; Rodentia; Dipodidae
Gene: Sharpin
Product: SHANK associated RH domain interactor
Exons: 9
Coding region: 98-1222 (374 amino acids)
Source: RefSeq, a predicted model, not a curated record
ACCCAGGCUCACAACCCGGGUUUCUAGCCGGCGGAAGCGGUCGGCGGCCUGAUAUCACGGAAGCGGGCACGGAGGGUCUGGACCUUGCCGGACCGAGAUGGCGCCGCCUGCGGGCGGAGCUGCAGCGGCUGCGGACUCGGACUCGGCCGCGGUGGUCUUGAGUGUGCUCGCCGCCGUGAGGCCGCUGACCGCCGGGCCGGAUGCGGAGACGCAGCUGCACAGGCUGCAGUUGAGCUCCGACCCUGAGCGGCCUGGGCGCUUCCGGUUGGAGCUGUUGGGCCUAGGACCCGGAGCGGUCAGUUUGGAGUGGCCCCUGGAGUCUGUCUGCUACACUGUCCUUGGCCCCAACCAGCAUGAGCUGCAGCCUCCACCAGGAGGACCUGGAACGCUCAGUGUGCACUUCCUCAACUCUAAGGAAGCUCAACAGUGGGCAGCACUGGUGCGAAGUGCCAAUCUGGAGGGACAGAAUGGUAGUGGCAGCCCAGCCUCAGAAAUGUGUCCAUCCAGUCCCUCUGUGGCCCCAGUACCCAAAGCACCUCAACCUGAAGUGUAUCUUCCACAAAGUUCUGAAGGCUUGAAAAAAGAAGAGCUGGCCAUGAGCCUGGCCCAGGCCAUUGUAGGUGGGGAUGAGAAGGAGGCAGCCCAAGUGGCAGCUGUCAUGGCCCAGCAUCGUGUGGCUCUCAGUGUCCAGCUCCUGGAGACCUGCUUCCCACCAGGUCCCAUCAGGUUGCAAGUCACAGUUGAAGAUGCCACAUCUGCUGUAUCCUCUGCAUCCUCUGCCCAUGUUUCCCUGCUGAUCCACCCGCACUGCUCCAUAGCAGCCCUCCAGGAGCAGGUAUUCUCAGAGUUUGGUUUCCCACCGGCUGUCCAGUGCUGGAUCAUUGGGCGGUACUUAUGUGUGCCUGAACGUAGCCUUGCUUCCUAUGGGGUCCGGCAAGAUGGGGAUCCAGCUUUUCUCUACCUGCUGUCAGCCCCCCGAGAAACUUCAGGACACAACCCUCAACACUCCCAGGUAGAUGGGAAAUUAGGAUCCUUGCUUCCCCAGACAUUGGAGUUGCCUCAUGCUCCCCAACCAACCAGUUCCAGUGUAUCUAGUCCUGCUCAGCCUGGCUGGCCCUGCCCUUCCUGUACCUUCAUCAACGCCCCAAGCCGCCCUGGCUGUGAAAUGUGUAGUACCCAAAGGCCCUGUUCUUGGGAUGCUCUUCCUACCGCCUCCACCUAGCAGCCACCGAAGGUUACAGAGAACAUGGCCAUCGCCUCACAGGCUCAAAUACCCAAGCAAAUUCCUGCACUCAGGACCUCUGUUGGCUGCUUGGUGAGGACAGAGUUAUCAGUCAUAGGGAAUAAGGGCCACAAGCCAGUCAUUAAACACUUAAGUCAGCAUAA